Molecule: messenger RNA, 1125 nt
Organism: Folsomia candida
Lineage: Eukaryota; Metazoa; Arthropoda; Collembola; Entomobryomorpha; Isotomidae
Exons: 4
Coding region: 333-1073 (246 amino acids)
Source: RefSeq, a predicted model, not a curated record
CACUUUUGGAAGUAGUACUUUUGUAAUGCGUAAUAAGAACACAACAUGAAAAUAUAAACAGCUAUGUAUACUACAACAAAGUUAUAAAAAUUGAAAUGUUAAGGUUAGCUGGCUUCUUAUGUAUUUAGGUACGCAUGCAUUAAAAUCAUUAUUCGACGAUAAUUUUUGUCCUGUUAUUACUUGACGCGGGUUUAAAUUAUUCACUAGCAUAAGGCGUUAUGUAGUCAAAAUGGUAGUCCCCAGAUUGCUAGGUUGAGCUUCAAAUUUCUCUGUAAAAUAAUCCAGAUAAUCUCAACUUGAUAUCCACCUCGUAGCAUUUUUGACUUUCUGAAAUGACUGGUUCACGCCAAAUAUUUUUGUUCUUCGUUAUGUUGCACGUAAAAGUAGCAUAUCCGCAGAAUAUGGACACUUUGACUGAUUUGCUCCUUAGUCCGUCAAAUGAGGAAACAGUUUCCUAUCCACCAUUGAUACAACGCCGUUUGUUCAACACGUCUUACGCUACCACGAUUAGCCUUUUCUCCUUUUCCCUUCCUCGUAAAUCUACCCAUACGGAAACAGAUCUAGAUUUGGCAAAUCAGGCAAUUUUUGGUAUUUUUGCAAUCGUCGUUGCCACCGUGUUUCUCGCCCUGCCUGCAAUUUUUACAUCCGUCCGACAUCCCGAUCUCGCCGAGGCAGAUCGAAGUCUUGGGUCAAUAACAGAUAGCAAGCAUUCGCUGAAAAGGUUAAUGGAAUCUCCCACAAUUUUCAAUUUUAUGACAAAAACAUCCGACCUUUCCAACAAAAUUGGACUUGAUGGGACGAGUUGCAUUCAACGUGCAGUCUGUGAAUCGCAUCGGUUCCCAAAUAACAAGCAGUAUGGCUUGCUAGCUGUUCCAUUUCAACUUUUAUGUCCGCCGUCUUCAUCGUCAUCACAAAUUGAUAUGAGGAAGUUGGAAUUAUCGUCACCUUUCAAAAAGGCUGCGUGGACUGGGAAAUACUCUGACGUAAAAUGUGGGAAAGAGUAUCACUGCUUUUUUGAUCUUUUAGGACUUGGGUCAUACUUUGUGGAUUGGUAUUAUCAACAUGAACUAUGAAGACGAGUAUUAGCAUUAUUCGACAACUAAUAAAAACUGACGCAAACCAAGA